Messenger RNA from Colletotrichum fioriniae, 720 nucleotides. The record is from RefSeq and is a predicted model, not a curated record. Lineage: Eukaryota; Fungi; Ascomycota; Sordariomycetes; Glomerellales; Glomerellaceae.
AUGGGAAACUUCACCAUUACGAUCAAGAACCAGUCUAACAAUCACCGCUCUUUCCUCCUAUUCCAGGGCCUUCCCAAACCAAACACCCUCGACCGGAACAAUGUCUUCGCCAAUAUUUACCAGCAGUCUCCUGCAAUUGACGGUACGGGCGAUGCUCGUACCACUUUCUCCAUGGAACAACGUUACUUUGCCGUCUGUGGCACCGCACAACCGACUAGAGAUGGCUUUAUGCGUGUAAAUACCGCAGAUACUGUUCCUGUGAGGCUUGGACCUAAUGGAACAAGUGCCGCGGUAACCGGUAUGGGUGGCUACCCAACCUGGGACCGUAGCCGAAUGACAGACGUGACCAACGCUCAGGGUGCCUUGGAAAUUCGCACCGACAAUACCUUUGAAUUAUCUAACCAUAAUAGAACUUACAUUGGUUGCGGUGCCACCGACCCCAGGACGGGGGAGGUAGUUCCUAUUCAGUCUUGGCCCGCGCAACCAAACACCGUUGCCCAGGUCUUUCCAAGGCCCAAAUACUUCAUCGCAGUCGGUCGUUUUGAUCCUGGUGUCAUUGUUGACGGGAGGACUCUCGGCCAAGUUCUGGAGGUGGACUUCACUGGCGCAUCCGUCCCCAGCGCAACCUCUACUCUUACAAACAAUGGCACGUAUGAAGCUGACGAAAAGGUCGAGCUGAAUGGCGUUAAGUGGACAUUUGGGAACAUCGAUGAGGCCUGA